GUCAUUCACACGCUAUGAUGUUUGCAUUGCAAGUGAAUACAGUGACCGCACCAAGCCGCUGAAGGUUUCUGAUCCUUCUCAGCACUUUGAUUCCCUCACCUUUAUUACCAUUCACCUUUGUGAUCAUAGGAAUUUUGUCCAUUUCAGGAUGACUCAGGUGUUCACAUUUUAUAUUUUUGUCUUCCAUUGCUUUCUUGUACUCUUUUUCUUUUUAAGGUGUCUGAAUGAAUCCAUGGAAGAAGAGAAAAAAAAAAAACCCUGUGGGUUUGUUCCCUCCUGUAAAAUGCUACUUUAUUUCCACUUGAUAAUAGCUAUAAUGUUCUGUCCUGUCUGUCCUGACCACAUACUCCUCUGCACCGAAAGUUGCGCUUCACAGAUAACAGCGGGAACAAUGGUCAAGGGUAGGGCAGGCGUCCAGUAGUGGAGUGAAACAGGGACUUCAUCAUAAUUGCUGUUAAUAAUUACAGUCGUGAUAAGCAGCUGAGGUGGCAUUUAUUGAUGGCAGAAGCGUCUGAGGCCCCAGUUGAUCCCUAGGUGCUGCGACGGAAGCGACACAGCGUGGAAGCUUACGCUCGAAGAGUAUAUAUCAGAGUCACAUAGAGAGGGAGCAGCGGUCCUCCAAGGGCAGCAGACUGAAGAUGAUGCGAGCGGGAGCGAGGCAGUAUGUAGUGGCCAGGCCGCUGUACUCGGAGGAGUCCUUCAGCGAGGAGCACGAGAAGGUCUACAGGCGCCACAAGACAAUGCUAGACCACAUUAAACAGUACUUCAGAUGUGACGCCAAGCGAGCCAAGAACGCAGCUCUGUCUCUCCUGCCAGUCAUCGGCUGGAUGAAAAUCUACAGAAUCAAAGAGUGGCUGUUCAGUGACAUCGUGUCUGGCAUCAGCACAGGACUGGUGGCUGUCCUGCAAGGUCUGGCCUACUGCCUGCUGGCCUCUCUGCCUCCAUGGUAUGGACUCUUUGCUGCCUUCUUUCCAGUGAUCAUCUACUUUUUCUUGGGCACCUCAAGACACAUGUCAGUGGGUCCUUUCCCAGUCUUGUGCCUGAUGAUUGGCUCGGUGGUAACUAGGCUUGUGCCUGACGAAGGGCCAGCUGCCAACAUCACGGGGUGGGAAGGUCUGACAAGAGACGAACAGAGAGUGCUGGUGGCCUCCUCUCUGACCUUCCUCGUUGGUAUCAUGCAGCUGGCAAUGGGAAUACUACAGGUGGGCUUUGUUGUCAUGUAUCUGUCCGAUACCCUGGUCUCCGGUUUCACCACAGCUGCUGCCAUCCAUAUCCUGGUUUCUCAGUUAAAGUUUGUGUUGGGGCUCCAGGUGCCUGGCAUCAGUGGACCACUUUCCCUCAUAUAUACACUGGAGAUCAUUUUUAACAAGAUCACUUCCAGCAACGUCUGCGACAUUGUGAUCUCUCUCGUGAUCAUGGUGGUCGUGUUCCUUGUGAAAGAGCUAAACGACAGAUUCAAAUCCAAGCUGCCUGUGCCCAUCCCGAUAGAGGUUAUCAUGACUGUUAUUGCUUGUGGAGUUUCUUAUGGGUUUGACUUCAAGACAAGAUACGGCAUUGACGUUGUUGGCCAAAUUCCAAGAGGAUACGAGCCUCCAGUUGCCCCAGACCUGCGCAUCUUCCAAGAAACAGCAAUGGAAGCUUUUCCCAUGGCUAUAGUGGGCUUUGCUGUGGCCUUCUCAGUGGCAAAAGUCUAUUCUAUAAAACAUGAUUACACAAUUGACGGGAACCAGGAGCUGAUAGCCUUUGGAGUAAGCAACAUUUUUGGAGCAUCCUUCAAGGCUUUUGCUGCAAGCACAGCUCUUUCCAGGAGUGCAGUACAAGAAAGUACCGGAGGAAAAACUCAGGUUGCUGGUUUAAUUUCAGCUAUUAUAGUAAUGAUUGUCACUUUGGCUAUUGGAUAUCUUCUAGAGCCUUUACCAAAGUCUGUGCUGGGUGCCGUGGUCAUCAUCAACCUAAAGGGCAUGCUGAUGCAGUUCAGGGAAAUCCCUUACCUGUGGAGGAGAGACAGACCCGAUUGUGUUGUGUGGGUGGUCACUUGUUUUGCAGCCAUCGUGCUGGGGCUGGACCUUGGAUUGGCUGUAGGUCUUGGUGUGGAGCUUAUCUGCGUCGUCCUCAGGGUUCAGUUCCCUCGCUGCAGUGUGCUGGCCAAUAUUAAGGGGACAGAUAUUUACAAAGACAGAAAGGACUAUUUCAGUAUAGAUGAACCAGAGGGCGUUAAGAUUUUCAGAAUCCCGUCCCCGAUCUUCUUUGCUAACAUGGACUUCUUUAGGAACAAACUAGUGGAAGCUCUUGGCUUUAAUCCACUGAGAGUAUUGAAAAAAAGGAAUAAAGCCCUGAGUAGGAUCAGAAAACUUCUGAAGAAGGGUGACCUGCAGUGGACAUCAAAAGGGUUCCUAAAUGCAACAAAUGGAUCCAUAAAGGAAUCAGAAGAGGACAGCAACACAGAGGAGCUGGACCAGCCGAUUGACUUCAAGGACCUUCCGGCUCGCAUUGACUGGAACUGCGGGCUUCCUGCUAACAUUGUUGUUCCCAGUGUGGAGAUCCACAGCCUGGUUUUGGAUUUCGCCGUUGUCUCCUUUCUAGAUAUAUCCGGUCUGAAGGGGCUAAAAACUUUGCUGAAAGAACUGAUCCGUGUCGAAGUUGAGGUCUACAUAGUAGCCUGUGAUCCAUACAUCUUGGAGAAACUCCACAACUGUUGCUUCUUUGAUGAAGAAGUUAAGCCCUCCAUGUUCUUCCUAACUCUGCAUGAUGCCGUGCUGCACAUUUUGGAGAAACAUCCCGAGUCGACAGGAAAGAAAACAGACCCUGAUAAGAUAUUAACAACAGUGACAGUCCACCAUCCGAGCAGCAGUUUGAGGAUCAGGGAUAAAAAUGGUCCAGGGCCAGAUGCAGAGACCAAGUUUUAACCAGGGCCAGGAGGGCAAAACGAUAGGAGGAAACAGCAAAGAUAAAAUGACAAGAAGAUCACAUGUUUCAUACAUUGUUCUAUUUAACUCACGCAGUAAUAUGUUUUAGAGAUCACAUUUUGAAUGAUUGUAAAAAUCAUUUGAAAAGAGUAAAUGCAGGGUUUUUUUUUUUUGAUAAUAAAUAAAAAUCGCAAUUUUCAAAUUCCAGAUUAACAACACAUGGUGUAUUUCACUAACCAAAAAAUGGCUUUGAGCCCUUGAGCGCUGUGCUGACACACACCCGUACGCUCCAUUACAGCACACAGCCAGAAGUGCUGCUUGUGUAGAGGUGGCCACACUGACGAUCAGUUCAUUGGUGCAUUUGACGAUCACUAAUUGGCUUCUUCUUACCUAAUGUACCUAAAGAUCUUUUGGAAUAUGCCAUGUCUGUUGUUUAUCUAAGCUUGUAUUUACCACGUUUUUAAAAUUAGGUUGUUGUUUAUAUAUAUAUAAAAGAAAAUGUAUGUGUGAUUGUUUCUAUGUCAGAAACACAUUAUAGGACUUAGGUGAGGUUUAUAAUAUGCAGAUGUAAAUAUAUCCAUUUGAUGUAGACUCUUUUUUAUCAUGUCUUCAUACAUAGAAUUUAAGAGCUUGUUUUUAUUUUUUUAUAUAUCUGUACAUAGCAAAUAAUGAUAUAUCUUUCAAUAAAAUUGUAUGUUUUAUUAGAAAAGCCAAAUGACGUUUUUUUAUACUGUAAACCUUUAAUUUGUGGACAAUUUCUGUUGUAAUAAUGAAUCUAAAUGAAUACGUUGGCCAGCGUUUUUGUUACAGCACUUUUCUGUUUGUAAAAUUAAAAAUCCACAUUUA
Molecule: messenger RNA, 3752 nt
Organism: Fundulus heteroclitus (mummichog)
Lineage: Eukaryota; Metazoa; Chordata; Actinopteri; Cyprinodontiformes; Fundulidae
Product: chloride anion exchanger
Exons: 21
Coding region: 639-2906 (755 amino acids)
Biological process (GO): transmembrane transport
Cellular component (GO): membrane
Molecular function (GO): oxalate transmembrane transporter activity; bicarbonate transmembrane transporter activity; chloride transmembrane transporter activity
Source: RefSeq, a predicted model, not a curated record